GGAGAGUGGGCUCCCUUGAGCCACGGGGUCCAAUGUGACAGUGCGAGUUUUCUGUAUUAACGUUCUGCAAAAUAGUCACAGUGGAGAUUCUACAGUUAGAAAAAAAUUCAUAAGACGUUCGUCGGAAUCUAGGUUCAAUACCAACGUGCGCACAAAAACGUUUAAUUGUCCUGUAUCUGAAAUAUUUACGAUAAAUAAUAUCGAUGUUUAGUGGGGUCCAAUGUGACGCAGGUUGAUGGGGUCCUCUGUGCCACGCUUACAGAACUACCUAACCUAGGUACGUGACAGCGCGAGUUUCCGUAGUGUGUUUCGAUCGCGGAAUAGUAAAUGUUAGUGCCUAAAUUUUCCUAUAAAAUGAAAUAAUUUUCAUCGAUAAUCAUAUCCACACUUUCAUUUUCUCUUUUUUUUACCCUUUACUUACAGAUCACAUGUAAUCGAGUCGCUGUGAGGCAAUAUUUGUUUAUCUCUGCUAGGUUACGAUAAAAAAGAGAGUAGUUAAUAAUAAACUACGUUGAAAAACAUGCCGCGACAGAGAAAGAAGAAAACGGACCGGCAGACUGUUGAUGCCGGUACGAUGGAGCUGGGGAUUCGCAAAAUUGUCGAUGAUGAGUGGAGUAUUCGAGCUGCAGCAGAGAGCUUGGGCAUAAACCGAACAACUUUAUAUCGCUAUGUCAAAAAGUAUAAGGAGACUGCACCGGAGGAGCGUAGAUGCAUGAGACUCACACCAAACUAUGCAACAAAAGUGGUCUUCUCACCUAUUCUCGAAGAAAGUCUGAAAGAAUACCUAAUGACUGCAUCCCAAAUGCAUCAUGGAUUAACUCGCAAGCAAGUUAUGCAAUUAGCAUACCAGCUAGCUGUUGCGAACAAGCUUGAUUGCCCACGGAAUUGGCAAGAAAAACAGUCUGCCGGUGUCGACUGGUAUUAUGGGUUUAUGAAAAGGCAUUCUGAGCUUUCGCUAAGGAAACCCGAAGGAACUAGCUUAGCUCGUUCCACUAGUUUCAAUCGUACUUCGGUUAACGCUUUUUUCGAUAACUUAGAGUCCGCGUAUAAACAGCUCGGAGCUGAAUUAUCGCCCGCUGCAAUCUAUAACUUAGAUGAAACUGCUCUGUCGACGGUUCACAAUCCACCCAAUGUUAUCGCUCCUAAAGGACAAAAACAAAUAGGCCAAGUAACAUCGGGUGAGCGGGGAACUUUGGUUACGGCGUGCGGUAUUAUUUCGGCUAACGGAAACUCGAUUCCUCCUUAUAUGGUAUUUCCGCGCGUACAUUUCAAACAGCACAUGUUGAAAGGGGCUCCGUCGGGCUCUAGCGGGGGAGCAUCCAAAAGCGGUUGGAUGAAUGGCCAAUUGUUUGUUGAAGUUUUGGAGCAUUUUCAAAAAUACGCGCGUGCGUCUAUAGAGAAAAAGGUUCUACUCAUUCUUGAUAACCACGAAUCGCAUGUCACCAUAACGAGCUUAGAUUUCUGUAAACAAAAUGGAAUCAUCCUUCUGACUCUGCCUCCGCAUACCUCUAACAAACUACAACCACUUGACCGUACCGUUUAUAAGUCCUUGAAAAGUGCUUUUAACGCGGCUUGUAACGAGUGGAUGAUCAAUAAUCCGGGCAAAAUGAUUUCUAUUUAUGAAGUGGCGGAACUUUUUGGAAUUGCUUAUCCUUCGGCUUUCACACCUGCUAAUAUUAAGAAAGGAUUUGAAUCGACCGGUAUUUGGAAAUUAAAUCGAAAUGUAUUCAAAGACUUCGACUUUCUGUGCUCUUCUGUCACGGAUAGGUCCGAUCCUACGGUUGCUGAUACUGCGUCGGAAAAUACCGAUCUUUCUUCGAACAGGAAUAUUGAUCCUAAUCUCAAUGUUAUCGAAUUGCCUAACGACGUCAUUGUAUUAAAUACUUCAAUGGAGCCGAUCGACCUUAAUUUACCAACCAUGUCGCUUGAUGUUAGUGACGUCUUGGUACUAAACCCGGAAGUCCCUAUGCCUUGCGAAGUUAGACCAGGCGCAAUUGAUAGCGUAAAAGCUGGUAACAAAGAGAACCUCGUUUUACCUCAGGAUAUACAGCCGUUUCCGAAAGCUGCACCACGAAAGAGUGUUAACAGAAAGAGAGUCCGUAGUGCAAUAUUAACAGACAGCCCUGUUAAGAACUCUCUAUGUGAAGAGAUAAAUGCCAGAGUCAUAAAAAAAGAAUUAAUCGAGGAGAAUAAGCGUAAAAGGAGUGCGGCGCUCGCUCCGAAAUCUAAGACUAAGCCUAAGACUGCAUCGAAAAGAAAGACGACCCGAAAAACUGCUGCUAAGCAGCAAUAAAACUAAGUGCAAUACGUCUUGAAAUGCAAUACGUCUUAGAUUAUAUGUCUAGUCGCAUAAAACAGAUGUUAGGUAUAUUAUAAUAAUAUAUUGCCGAUUACUAUGUUGGAUUUUAUGUAUAGAUUUUAUGUAUGGAUUUUAUGAUAUACUAUAAUAUGUAAUAACGUGCAAUUGACCAAAGAUCUGUAAUAAACAGGAUUUAAACAGAUCUCUUCUACAUGUCACAGAGUACCCUACCUUUCACAUUACAUAUCACAGGGUACCCUACCUUUCACAUUACAUGUCACAGUGUACCCUACGCUGUGGCUCAAUCGACCCCACGCGUGGGGUCCACUGUGACAAACGCAGCAUUUCGAAAUAUCAUUAUUUUUGCAAAAUA
Messenger RNA from Temnothorax curvispinosus, 2672 nucleotides. RefSeq lists its product as uncharacterized. The transcript is spliced from 3 exons. NCBI's taxonomy places the organism in Eukaryota, Metazoa, Arthropoda, Insecta, Hymenoptera, Formicidae. The record is from RefSeq and is a predicted model, not a curated record. The coding region runs from base 521 to 2293 and encodes 590 amino acids. Gene Ontology annotation, cellular component: nucleus. Gene Ontology annotation, molecular function: DNA binding.